GACACUCAUUACUCUAAUGACGGUCCGAUAUUAUCGGGCCGUUUGGCAGCGCAGGGCUGACGGUGACCGUCCGUCUGUCCGUCACUACGAAACAGACCAUCCGACAGGCAACACCAUGGCUACGGGAUACCUCCGCGUCACUCUGGUCGGCCUCGCAGCCAUCGCACUGGCGACGGUGUGCACGGGCUCGACGGAGGGUGAGCUGCUGGUGAACCGGAGGGCGCCCUCGGUGGUCGAGGUGCUGGACCGCCACAUCUUCCAGACCGACUACCCCGAUAAGGACUCCGUCCUCCAGGAGAUGGCCAAAACUGCCUACGUCGACGUCAUGUGUCAAGGAUGUGUGUUCGGGGACGACAGCUGUGGCCCGGAGGAGAAGGUGUCAUUUGCGUUAUAAAUAAUUUUGCAGAGAAGUGAAGGAAAAACCGUGCAAUAUGUGCUCCGUGUUGGUAUGGAUAAUGAAACGCUUUUACCAUGCCAUUGUGGCGGCUUAGAGCUAACACUGUCGUUUGAUAAUCCUUCAAAUGUCACUGCAUGCAUACCCGCUGAGACAAUGAUCAUCAUGACGGCUCUCUUUACUUUGGAUAUUAUUAAAUCCAAGUCUGUGCAAAAGCCAUGUUGACAUCAUGUAUUGAGAACGGAACCCCUCUUAAUCAGUGAUCACAGCGGUGUAGCCCACACAUAGCGGGGCUUGAGUCAAGGUUUUCGGGAGGGUAACGGUACAUACGAUCCUAACAUUUGCAAUGUGAUUAGCAAUGAAGUGUGAAGAAUGGGAACAGCGAUUGCAUUUUCGCAACUCCUGUGGAAAAAGCCAAUGAAUAUAUUUACGUGUCCGAA
Amphibalanus amphitrite is the source of this 834-nucleotide messenger RNA. RefSeq lists its product as uncharacterized. The coding region runs from base 17 to 394 and encodes 125 amino acids. The record is from RefSeq and is a predicted model, not a curated record. Lineage: Eukaryota; Metazoa; Arthropoda; Thecostraca; Balanomorpha; Balanidae. The transcript is spliced from 3 exons.